Molecule: messenger RNA, 3141 nt
Organism: Kwoniella mangroviensis CBS 8507
Lineage: Eukaryota; Fungi; Basidiomycota; Tremellomycetes; Tremellales; Cryptococcaceae
Exons: 9
Coding region: 1-3141 (1046 amino acids)
Biological process (GO): protein polyubiquitination; protein monoubiquitination; proteasome-mediated ubiquitin-dependent protein catabolic process
Cellular component (GO): ubiquitin ligase complex; cytosol; nucleus
Molecular function (GO): ubiquitin conjugating enzyme binding; ubiquitin protein ligase activity; cyclin binding
Source: RefSeq, a predicted model, not a curated record
AUGGAAGCUCUACGGCCGGUACAGCAACACCCGCCGCAGCAAGAUGAUAUAGAUCAACUACCACCCCCACCUGAACCGUUUCCUUUACAUCAAUUGGUUGGAACUUCUUCUUCUUGGAGGGUUGAUGGGAAUGGAUCUCUUACAAGGAGUGACGGUAGCAAGCAAAACGUCCGCAAUUACCUCUCAUCAGUCCAACAAUCAUGCAUCAAUGCCCUCUCCUCCCUCCCACCCGAUCCAUCUUACACCUACACCGCAAAUGGGACCAGCUUAUCCGAAUCAAGUUCCCAACUAUCCUCCGCCCUGACAGAUCUCUUAGAAGUGACAUACGAACUAGACGAGCUGCUACCACCCUCUACAGAUCCUACACCCUCUGCACUACAUACCGACACUUUCCCUGAUACACCCCAGCCCGACGAAGAUGAACCUCAGGAAAACAAAAUCAAGAAUUCUUUCAACGCUUUGACAAAUCUGCUAGAGGGUCUGCAGGAUGCUAGAUUACAGGAUGAUGUGGAAUUACCACGACAGAAAGAGUCGCAGACAGAAAGAAAAGAAGGCGAAUUGCACCCUGCUAUUAAAGUUGUAAGAGAAGAAUUAGCUUGGCAGAGGUUGGAAAGUUUGAUGUUUGCUAUAAUCAGCUUGUCACAAGGUGGAAGUCCAUCUUUAGUCUCGGCUGAAGGACUAGCGCAGGAGCAGCAUUCGGAAUUGAAACAGAAAAAUUCAAGUACUCCGUCAACGUUUGGAACUGAUAAUGGAUUACCACCCUCCUAUGAACAAUUUUCAGACCAUCAACAUCGACCGGCUUCUCAAACAGAUAAUUUAUCUUUACUACCUUCCUAUCAAGAUAUACAUUCCGACCACAACCUAGAUCAGGAUCAAGCUGGACCCUCUUCUCCGAUCAAAUCGAAACAACUGAAAGAACCGUCCCCGUCCAACGGGCCUACAGCGACGAGAGAAAAGAUGUUACAGGAGCUGGACUCGCUGACCUCUGCGAUCGAGAGAUUAUCGUCGAUCGCACCGAGAUUACACGAUCAGAGAGUCGAACUGAAGUUGAAGCUAAAAUCUCCUCGAGGAGUAGUGGAUGAGAGGAGCAUGAGUAAAGAAGAUAAGAUGAAAUUGGAAAGGCAGAAGAUGAAGGAAUUAGAGGAGAUCUGGGAUAAGAUUGAGAGGGCACAUGGGAAAAGGAGGAUCAGGGUAGAAGAUGGUCAGAGAGCUGAUGGAGAUGGAUGGGAGAAGAGGACGAGAGAACGGUUCAUGAAUCGUAUUGUCGAUCAAGCGGAAGCUAGAAGAUUGGAAGAUCAAGAUUCCAUGAUGGGCAGUGUAGAUGCUGAGUUAGCAAGAGCCAGAGAUCUCAGAGAUAGAGAUCACUUCCUACGUGAUUUGAUGGAUCAAUCGGGAGAACGGAGAUUAGAUGAGCAAGAUGCGACUGUUCCAAGGGUAUUUGACCGAAGAGCAUCCUUGAUGGAAACUUUGAUGGAUUACUCUUCCUCAGGUAGAUUACACGAUCAAGACUCCUUACCCCCUACACCUCGACAUGGUGUUAAUGGAGAGAAAGUGGAAGAUCCUUUCGAACUUGUUACCGUCCAAGAUUUUCUAUUGAGUGUAGGUCCUGAUCGUAGGCGUUCAAUAGGCGGCGAUGCGUUACUUCGAUCUUCCAGUGGUGAAGGGAGUGUAGAAAUGGGCAGAUCAAGAAGUAAUUCUGUACCUCUCGAAGAUGGCUUGAGCAAGAAGAGCACUUCAGGAAGAAGUACUCCUACUGCAUUCAGGAAGCUCGUUGGGCUGGUAAGAAGAGGAAGUGUCCAGUCGGGGCUAAAAGCUAGUAAUGGUUUUGAAAUGAACAACAUCGCAUACGUCGCCGAACACCAAGAGAACCUCCGUUCCGUGCAAAUCACUUUACACGGUGUCGGCAUCUCGUCAAACCUGGAAUUGCAAGUCGAAAGUACUUCUUCAGAUGACGAGGAAGGUAUCAUCACUUCUAGGAAAGAUCCCUCAGUAUCCAUUCGAAUCGCCUUACCCGCUCCGGUCGAGCCUGGACAAUCAGUGAUAUUCACUGCUCAAUCACUGUAUCUCGAAGCUAAACUCAUCGCUCAACCCUUGCCUCCUGCUGCAGCAUCCCUUUUGCCCACAUACCCGCUAUCUGCACCAGAACUACGCUAUAUGCAAGCCAGAGCGCUUUGCUGUACUUCGUGUGAUCGCGAAUUAUCCACUCUACCAUACGGUCAUUGGGACACGUCGUAUAAAGAUCUACCGAGUGAGCACUGGGCGGAGAUGAUGGAAGUUUGGAUGUGUCAUAACGACCCUUCCUUCACUGCUCGACUUGCUGAACGAACCAAGGAAGGAUUCUGGCCUCAGGAUGGGGGUGUCUUAGUUGGCGGUAGUUAUCUGCUAGUCGGGAAGGAAAGGGUGAAACAGGGCACCAUCCACGUUGAGAAUGGAAAUGAUAGCGAACCAUGGAAUGUCGUCUCCUGCCAUUGCGGAGAAAUUUUGGGCAAACAGCGGGCAAACGAUGAUAAGCCAGGUCACGAAACUGUCAGAUUCUCGAAAUGGGCUGUAUCUCUCCUAGUGGAGAAUGAGGAGGAUGAUAAGAUCGAAUGCAUCCGAUCCCCACUUUCUGUCUUCGUCAUCUCGGACAUGCUCGAAUUGUCCCAAGCUCAUGCUAGUCAUCGAUUCAUAAUCUCCGAAGAGGAAACGGGCGAUAAGAAAAUUUACUUAUGGUUAUUCAACCCUUCCGUGAAAAUGUCGUACGCUCGACCAAGCGAUUCAUCCCCUUUGCCAUCGCCGUUACGUAAAUCCAUAACGAUAGAACACAACGAGAGGAAUAGGAUUUCGAGAAGAUCUUCAAUAGCAUCUUCGAUAGGAGGUAAACAACCUUCUCAACCUUCAAAUCAUAAUGGUUUGGGUGCCGGUACGAAUCAGAAAGUACUGCGGGCUUCAAAGAUUAUGUACAAAGUGGUUGAACCGUUAUCAGAGAAUGAUUUCGAAAGUCUACCUGGAUUUGGACCGGGUGGUCAAGUCGAGUCGCUCUCAUAUCCUUCAAAUGUCUGCGAAAGAUUGAUCGGGACUUUGAGAGAAAGCUCGGCGGUUUACCCAAUAGGAAGGAGGUCAAUGGGAGCUUUCGAUGUAGGAUUCUUGGAAAGGAAGUAG